CCACCCCGCUCCCGGGGCCCGCGCGGCAGGGAGGGGGCGCUAGGGGCGGGGCUGGGCUCUGGACGCGGGGGUGGAAGCGCGGGGUGCGUGGCCUCCACCCGGGGGCUAGCGCAUGGUGGGGGCCUGUCCAUCGGCAGAGCGGGCCGGGGCGAAGGCUGUGGGUGGCCGCCUCCCCCUCCUCCAGGACCCCUUCCCCCACUGGCGGGACCCUGCUCUCGAGAGCUAGAAACCUAGCCGCGUCCCUUCCUCAGCCCCCCGCGUGGAGGAUGAGGCUUGUUUUGCUGGUGCCGAAAACUUAGGACUCAGAAACGCCCUAAGAAGCGUAUGCCCCUCCCCCGCUCCUGGUGGUGCCUUCCAUCCCCCAGCCGGCGCAGAGAGCGAUGAACUCUGAACCUGUGACCUUGGAUCAGUCACCGCACCCUCUGCAGGGGAGGCCAAAGCGGCUCUGGGUGCGCGCGCUUCCCACCCCUGAGCCAGGCCAGCAUCUCAUCAGCUCCGCUCAUCCGGGCUGCCUCACACCAUGUGUCAUCCCGGACAAGUCUAGUCGGAGCCAUCCACACCCAGCUGGCCUCUGCAGAGGGGUCCUGUGGCCCUGGCUGAGGAGUCCUUGACAGAUGCCCUUGACCCAGAGCCUGGGCGGCCUCUGUGCCCUCUGGGGAGAAGGGCUGUGUAUCUGUGCCAAAUGUUCUACCUGCUCUGCCCGCCCGCCAGCUCAGCCACGGCGCAGAGCCGGCUCUCAGGUCUCAGGGUCAAGUACGUCUUCCUGGUCUGGCUGGGUGUCUUCGUGGGCAGCUGGAUGGCUUACAUGCAUUACUCCUCCUACGUGGAGCUCUGUCGCGGCCAUGUCUGCCAGGUGGUCAUCAGCACUGCUCAGCUCUGGCUUAUGGUGGUGUGGAGGAUUAAACCUGGGACUUUGGAGCCUCAGGCAUGAGAGUCUCUUGGCAUAACCAUUGUGCUAUCUACCCCUGCCCAAUGACCAGUGUGACCAGUACCGAAAGGGCAUCAUCUCAGGCUCCAUGUGCCAGGACCUGUGCAGCCUUCACAGGGUGCAGUGGGGGGCCUGCCUCUCCUCUCACCCAGGCCAGCAGGUGUACAGCGGACUCUGGCAGGGCAAGGAGGUGACCAUCAAGUGUGGCAUCGAGGACAGCCUGCACUCCAAGGCCGGAGAAGGUGUCACGCCACGGCGAGAGCUGGUGCUUUUCGACAAGCCCAACCGGGGUACUUCCAUUAAGGAGUUCCGGGAGAUGACCCUCAGCUUCCUCAAGGCGAACCUAGGGGACCUGCCCUCCUUGCCCACACUAGUGGGCCAGGUCCUGCUCAUGGCGGACUUCAACAAGGACAGCCGGGUGUCACUGGCUGAGGCCAAAUCGGUGUGGGCCCUGCUGCAGCGCAAUGAGUUUCUGCUGCUGCUGUCCCUGCAGGACAAAGAGCACGCCUCCAAACUGCUGGGCUUCUGUGGGGACCUGUACGUGACGGAGGGUGUCCCCCACGGCUCCUGGCCCGGUGCUGUGCUCCCUCCGCUGCUGCAGCCACUGCUGCCACCUGCCCUGCACAGGGCCCUGCAGCGCUGGCUGGCACCUGCGUGGCCCUGGCGUGCCAAGAUCGCCAUCGGGCUGCUGGAGUUCGUGGAGGAGCUCUUCCACGGUGCCUACGGGACCUUCUACAUGUGCGAGACCACGCUGGCCAACGUAGGCUACACCGCGCACUAUGACUUCCGCAUGGCCGACUUGCAGCAGGUAGUGCCUGAGGCGGCUGUGCGCCGCUUCCUGCAGGGGCGGCAUUGUGAGCGUAGCGCCGACUGCACGUAUGGGCGGGACUGCAGGGCCCCCUGCGACCAGCUCAUGCGGCAGUGCAAGGGCGACCUGGUGCAGCCCAACCUAGCCAAGGUGUGCGAGCUGCUGCGGGACUACCUGCUGCCAGGAGCCCCUGCAGACCUGCAGGAGGAGCUGGGACGCCAGCUGCGCACGUGCACCACACUGAGCGGCCUAGCCAGCCAGGUGGAGGCACACCACUCGCUGGUACUCAGCCAUCUUAAAACCCUGCUCUGGAAGAAGAUCUCCAACACCAAGUACUCAUGAGGACUGAACCACCCCUACCCCCAGACAGCUGGGACUCCUUCCUGGAGGGGUCCUAGAGCCCAGCCAGCCAGGAAAGACACCCACUGGGCAGACUGGCAAGGGGAGGGCAGGACCAGGAGCCCAAGAACUAUGCAGACCAAGGCAGGUUUUGUUAAUAAUUAUGUAGUUUACUUGCUGUGCACCUAUCAGGCUCCUGGGGCUACCUUUUGCCCAUUGUGAGGGCAAGACUGAGUACGCUGCCACAUUAAAGCCUUUCUCAUGUAGUGCUGCACAGAAAGUAAUCAGCCCCAGCCUUGAAUUUUACGUUGAUGAGCCUAGCCACAGCACAAUGGUUCUACCAAAGCAGCUUUCAUGCCUGAGGCUCAAACUCCCAGUACAACCCAGAGCUGAGCAGUAAGUACUCUGGUUAAAAAAUUUGAGGGUGGGGAUAGAUAGCAUAAUGGUUGUGCAAAGAGCUUCCAGGUCCCAGGUUCAAUCCCCAGCACCACCAUAAACCAGAGCUGAGCAGCUCUCUAGUAAAAAAAAAAGAUUCACAUCCAGUAUCUAGAAAGCUGCUGUGGAUUGCCCCACCCCUCCCCAACAAGUGUACACCCCCUCCCUUUCCA
Molecule: messenger RNA, 2683 nt
Organism: Erinaceus europaeus (western European hedgehog)
Lineage: Eukaryota; Metazoa; Chordata; Mammalia; Eulipotyphla; Erinaceidae
Gene: DIPK1B
Product: divergent protein kinase domain 1B
Exons: 6
Coding region: 1017-2078 (353 amino acids)
Source: RefSeq, a predicted model, not a curated record